ACACAGAGAUCAUCAACCUUGCCUUUCACCCACUCUGCUCAACCCUCCCCUCUACUGCAAGUCGCGAGGCGCUCGCAGUCUCGCGUGACUGGCCAGUGUUGCGUCCAGGAGCGACGCCCAACUUCUUUGCCAUCGAGGCGAACAGUGCAGCUCAGACGGGCGCUGUUCAACGAGAAGGAGGAGAAGGACACUGGUUCCGUCUUGAGCUGCCGGAGCAAGGAGGAGUACUGGAAAAGGGAUGGACAGUCAGAGCGUCUUGGCCUGCUAAUGUGAGUGAGGGUUGAAACAUAGGAGCUCAAAGUCUAACAGGCAUUCUAGAGUUCCCUGACCGAAGGCUUUCUCCCUCUUACAGCACCACGUCUCUCUCGGCCUCAACGUCUACACGCCAGAAGAGAUGCUCCAGCAGAAGAGGUCUGGCUCACACUUGAGCGCACGCAAGUCUCAACAGCCUCAAGAUGAUGUUGCGCCCUGCUCGUCGCUCUACCUCUACCUCCUGACCGAGGUGGAAGGAGUGUCCAUCCCGCCCUCUUCCCUCCAGAAUUCAGCGCAAGCACAGCUACAUCCCGCGCUACGGCUGCUGAGUACGCUCGCUUCGUGGUACCUAGAUCCGCUCUCUGCAGCGCCUGUCGUUCGGGCGGGCUCUGUCAGCGAAGAGCAUCCUGUGGUUGGCCCUGCUACCACCCUCACGCCCAUCCACCUUACGCUUGAGCCACUCCUAUUCGGCGUCGCGCCUAGGAGCAUCACGCUUCAUCUCCUGGGAGUAUUGGCAGUUAUCAUGGCAGGGCUUGGGGUGUUUGUGCGUGCUGACGGAAUGGAUAAGGUGGGGGAAUGGGUGCAAGAGGCGGUACAGGAUCGAAGGGAAAAUGAAGUAGGGAAAGGAUUGUGAACGGGGAAUCUUUGGAGCUUCUUGCGAUAGUGUCACCCGCCUCGUUAUUCAAUAUAGAUUCACCAUGUCAUCCAAGUCUUUUGUGCAGCGAGC
Microstroma glucosiphilum is the source of this 979-nucleotide messenger RNA. RefSeq lists its product as hypothetical. The record is from RefSeq and is a predicted model, not a curated record. Lineage: Eukaryota; Fungi; Basidiomycota; Exobasidiomycetes; Microstromatales; Microstromataceae. Bases 395 to 886 code for a protein of 163 amino acids. The transcript has a single exon.